Molecule: messenger RNA, 3000 nt
Organism: Penaeus vannamei (Pacific white shrimp)
Lineage: Eukaryota; Metazoa; Arthropoda; Malacostraca; Decapoda; Penaeidae
Product: solute carrier family 2, facilitated glucose transporter member 1
Biological process (GO): monosaccharide transmembrane transport
Cellular component (GO): membrane
Molecular function (GO): hexose transmembrane transporter activity
Source: RefSeq, a predicted model, not a curated record
CCGACCACCGCGCCAGCUGAUGCAGUGAGAGCCCGAGCACCGAGGCCGGAGGACGUCCGCAGCUCCCCUCAGGUUGGAUCACUGGCCGCGCUGGGAUCGAUUCACGGCGCCGCAUGUGCUCGCGCGCUCACUUCUAACCUCAAAAAGCCUACACUACGUUUACAUCCGAGCGGUAUAGUACUAGGAAAAGAAGGCUACGGCAUCGCCUGCAAAAAUGACGGAAAAAGAACUACUGAGGCAAAGUGACAGCACUUUCGCUCCACCAGAGACCAAAAACAGUGAGCGAGGCGGCCGAGUGACCAUAUGGGUUCUGGUCGCCCUGUUCACCGCCGUCGUGGGAUCCAGUGUUCCUGCGGGAUACAGCCUGGGAGUCAUCAACACCCCGCAAGAGAUCAUUCGCAGUUGGCUGCAGGUGACCGUUUACCAGCGCUAUGGCAUCACUCUCACGGCGAGCGAAGAAGUGUCUCUGUGGGCGGUGAUUGUGACCCUCUAUGUGGUUGGGGCCAUCAUAGGCGCGCCCAUUGGGGCAACUGUUGCUGAUAAAAUUGGAAGGCGCAUGGCUCUGCUGUUCAAUCACUUGUUGUUAUUGGCAACAGCCCUGGUUUUGGCCCUGUGCAAGGGUACAGGGUCAGUGGAAAUGCUGUUCAUUGGUCGCUUCACCUCAGGAUUAUGUUCAGGACUGUCCACGAGCCUGGUUCCUCUCUACCUGUCAGAAAUAGCCCCCGCCUCAUGGAAAGGAGUUAUGGGUGUCACCUUCCCAAUGGGCAUGUGCAUAGGUGUUCUUGUGUCACAAAUUAUGGGCAUGGAUAGUAUCCUGGGUACAAUUGAUCAUUGGAAUUACUUAUUAGCAGCAUAUGCUGUGUUUGUUGCUAUGGCACUUCUCCUUCACCCAGCACUCCCAGAAUCUCCAGCAUUUUGUUACAUUAAUGCACAGGAUGAAGUGAGAGGACGUAGGGAACUAAGACGUCUGUAUGGAAAGGAUGAUAAAUUUAUUGAGGCAGAGGAGACUGCUCUUAAGGUCAUGGCUGGUAUGAAAAACAAAGCACAAGAUGAGAGCAGUGGAUGGACCUUCUCUCAGAUGAUUUUGAACCCAAAAUAUCGAAUGUCAUUGGCUAUUGCAAUGGUCUUUAAUGCAGGCCAGCAGUUUUCUGGCAUCAAUGCAGUAUUCUUUUACUCAACUCUAAUCUUCCGAAGUGCUGGACUAGAUAUCCAACAGAGUCAAGGUGCAUCUAUAGGAGCUGGUGUAAUUAAUUGCAUAAUGGCUUUAGCUGCAGCACCCUUAAUCAAAUAUUGCAGAAGAAGAGUGCUUUUGAUGACAUCCAUAGUACUCUGCAUUGUCUGUCAAAUUGGGCUAAUGAUUUCUCUACAACUGAUAUCUGAACACCGCUCUGCUUCUUUCGUUGCCAUUGGUGCUCUCAUGGCAUAUGUCUUAUUCUAUGGCAUGGGUCUAGGACCUGUUCCUUUCAUGAUUGCAACUGAGCUAUUUCCAUCUGGCCCAAGAUCCGUUGGAAUUUCUAUUGGAAGUACAAGUAACUGGAUGAGUAACCUUGUCGUUGGUCUGACUUUCCCUCUUCUACAAGUGCAGUUUGGAGAAUUAUCCUUCUCAUUCUUUAUAGCAUCAUCUAUUUUGAUGUUUAUCUUUGUUUUUAGAUUCCUACCAGAAACACUUGGCAGAGACGAACCACCAUCACCUCAAUCAUCAUUUGAAUUUAUCACUGACAGUGACAAUUUGGAAACACCACCUUCAGACGUUCUAAAAAAUAUGAUUUAAAUGGUAACAAAAUCAUACAUUUACAUUUAAACUUAGAAAGGAAUGAUAAGAAUGUAAAGCACAAUUUCUUUAAUGGCAUCUCAGUUUUUAAGGGAUGUUUAGAUUUUUGUUUGAAAUAUGUGAAAAGAUAUCCUAAGAAAGUUAGUAAACACAUCUGGAAUGAUUAUUUGAAAUAUUUGCAAUAUGCAUUAUGAAAAAUUAAAAGAAUUUGGUGUAUUCCAAAACACAAUUGUAUGUGCUAAGUCAAAAAUAAUGUUUUACUUUUCAAAAAGAGCAAAAUCAGGGGUCCACAACAUAUAUACUUGAAUGUUUGAUAUACUUUGCUACUCUAUUAAUUUAUUUACGGAUUUACAGUGAAAAACAACUAAUGAUCUAAUAAAUGCAGUAUUCCUGGAAGAUAUGCAGUAUAUUUUAUAUUGAAUCACAAAAAUGUGCUUGUGAAAAGAUAAUGGAAAAUUUUAUGCGGUAUAAAUGAGCACACUAAAUACCACAGAGUAUAUAAUAUUUAAUGGAAAUAGAUCUGUUCUCUUAAAAUAAUCAAAAUAGGAAUGAUAUCAAGGUACUUUCUCCAUAGGUUGUUGUGCAUUUUAACACAAAUGGUUUUGUAGUACUGUUGCAUUUACAUAUUUCUUGUAAUAUGCUUUUUUGUCCUUUGUAAAUGACAAAAUUUGUCAUGUUCAAAUAUUCCCGUUUACAUGUUGUCUUCAAUGACUGUACAGUUUUAUUUAAUCUUGUUCCAUUUUCUACUUGUUCUUGUAAUUGUAUUGUGAUAAUUUUCAUAUUUUAAAUUUGAUAAUAGAAAAAGAGUAUAUAUACACAUAUAAUUGGAAUAUUACAUGUAAUGCCCCCAUAAUAAGAAAUUACCCAUGUUUUGGCUAAUUCUGAUAUAGUCAUCUUUUUAUUGCAGUUAUAUUACAUGUAUAAUAAGCUUUGACCAUAGCUACUUCAAAGAGAGAAUUUCAUGUGAGAAAAUAAUGUAUAGUUUUAUAUAAAUAGAGCUUUUAUAUAUUAUAGUCUUGAAAUGAGAAAUGGUUAUAGACAUUCAUAUUGAAUUGUAUUCUACUUCUUUCUGUUUGUAUACAAUGUUUUACAUUGUAUGUAGAAGUUGGCAUUUACAUCCAUUACUGCUUGUGUUCAUGUUUUCCAACAUGAUGUUGGGAAUUUACUUAAAUUUUGAUGCAUUUCAUUUAAAUGCAGUGUUUUCUACUUGAAAUAAAAUUUAAAAUAAA